Molecule: messenger RNA, 2722 nt
Organism: Trichomycterus rosablanca
Lineage: Eukaryota; Metazoa; Chordata; Actinopteri; Siluriformes; Trichomycteridae
Gene: nln
Product: neurolysin (metallopeptidase M3 family)
Exons: 13
Coding region: 15-2132 (705 amino acids)
Biological process (GO): peptide metabolic process; proteolysis
Cellular component (GO): mitochondrial intermembrane space
Molecular function (GO): metalloendopeptidase activity
Source: RefSeq, a predicted model, not a curated record
GUAACGGGUGCACCAUGUAUUUUCUACCACUGACUGUGAGUCGAUGCGGCAUCAGAGUUUUGCAGCACAGCACAAAGCUCAGAAUGACUAUACUGAAUAGACUGGACAUUUCAUCUAAAAGCUGUUCAAGCUCUGCCGAGAACAGAACUGAUCUAAAAUGGGAUCUAAAUCCGGAGCAGAUUAGACAAAGGACAGAGAAGCUAAUCCAUAAAAUAAAGAAUGCGUAUGACUCUGUCGCUGCUGUGGAUGUGAGCCAGGUGUGUUAUGAAAACACACUGCAGGUGUUAGCAAAUGCUAAACUGGAUUAUGCAGGAUCCCGACACAUGCUGGAUUUCCCUCAAUAUGUCUCCCCUUGCAAAGAGGUGCGAUCAGCGAGCACUGAGGCUGACAAGAAGCUGUCUGAGUUUGAUGUGGAGAUGUGCAUGAGAGCAGAUGUGUUCCAGAGACACAAAGCUCUGCAGGAAAGAAAAUCUAAUGACCUAUUACCUGAGUCAAAGAGGUUCUUGGAAAGGUUAAUCAAGCUGGGUAGGCAGAAUGGACUGCAUCUCUCUACAGAAGUACAAGAGGAGAUCAAAAAACUCUCCAAACAAAUAAGUGAACUGUCAAUUAUUUUCAACCAGAAUUUAAAUGAAGACAAUACAAUUCUAAUCUUUUCUCCAGAGGAACUAGGUGGCCUUGCAUAUAGCUACUUAAAUGGACUGGAGAGGACUGCGGAUGGGCAGUACACGGUUACCCUGUCAUACCCUCACUAUUUUCCCCUGAUGAAGAGGUGCCAUGUUCCAGAGACCAGGAGAAAGAUGGAGAAAGCCUUUCAUAGUCGGUGUCAAGAGGUGAACACAGAAAUACUUGAACAGCUAAUUGAGUUGCGAGCAAAGAUGGCUAAGCUUCUUGGCUUUAGCAACCAUGCUAACUAUGUGCUGGAGAUGAACAUGGCCAAGAAUUUCAAUAAUGUGGCUCGCUUUCUUGAUGAGUUCUAUGAAAAACUAAAGCCAGUGGGCAUGAAGGAGCGACAGUAUCUCCUGUCACUCAAACAGGCCGAGUGUCAGAGGCGGGGCCUGAACUUUGAUGGAUUGCUGAAUGCGUGGGACUUGCCGUACUACAUGAACCAGGUGGAACAGGUGAAGUUUGCAGUCGAUAAAGACAAGCUAAUCGAGUACUUCCCGUUGGAGGUGGUAACGGAGGGUCUGCUUGGAAUUUACCAGGACCUGCUGGGUCUCCGCUUUAUGGAGGUCCAAAAUCCACAUGUGUGGCACGAGAGUGUAAAGCUCUACAUGGUACUGGACUCCACAACUCAUGAGGAAAUAGGACAGUUUUAUUUGGACCUGCAUCCAAGAGAGGGGAAGUACAGCCAUGCUGCGUGCUUUGGCCUUCAGCCAGGCUGCCUUGGGCCCGAUGGGAACCGCAAAGUCCCAGUGGCUGCCAUGGUGGCCAACUUCACCAAGCCAACACGCAACUGGCCCUCUUUGCUGCAGCACCAUGAGGUGGAGACUUUCUUCCAUGAGUUUGGUCACGUCAUGCACGAACUGUGCUCCAGGACUCGCUAUGCAGACUUCAGUGGUACGCUGGUGGAGACGGAUUUUGUUGAAGUACCCUCACAGAUGCUGGAAAACUGGGUGUGGGAGAAGGAGCCGUUGAGAAGGAUGUCUCGCCACUAUAUAGAUGGCAGCCAAAUCCCUGAGGGCAUGCUGGAUAAACUCAUCGCCUCCAGAACAGCAAACACUGGGUUAAUGAACCUCAGGCAGAUAGUCCUCAGUAAAGUAGAUCAAGUGCUCCAUACGAAGGCUACUGCUGAUACUGCAGCUGAGUUUGCCAAGCACUGUAAGGAAAUCCUGGGAAUCCCAGCCACACCAGGAACAAACAUGACUGCCAGUUUCAGUCAUCUUGCAGGAGGCUAUGAUGGACAAUAUUACAGUUACCUCUGGAGUGAAGUCUACUCCAUGGAUAUCUUCUUCAGCCGCUUCAAGAAAGAGGGAAUCAUGAAUCCAAAGGUGGGUAAGGAGUACAGAAAAGUGGUCCUAGAGGCUGGAGGCUCAGUGGAUGGGAUGGACAUGCUGAAAAUUUUUUUGGGCCGUGAGCCAUGCCAGGAUGCUUUCUUUCAGUGUAAAGGACUGACGAAUCCAAACAUUGUUUAACUUUCACUGUAGCAUCAAAGAUGUUUAAUUCGAUUUAGAAAGGACUGUUGAAAGUACCACACCAGCAGCCAUCUCAGCAGCACUACAUAUAUAGGGCACUUUUGUCAGAGCAGCAGAACGGAGGCUACAGUUUUAUGUGGAGAUUGCUAAAUGACAUGUAAAAGACUAAAAGGCAAGACAAGGAACAAUAUUCUGUGGCUAAUAUGAUAAAAAUUACAUUUCUUCGGCAGAACAGAAAGCACUAUGUUUGCUGUAAAACACCCACUACCAGGGAGACAGAGACACAGAUCGAGGAUCUACUAUGAAGAAUCUGCUCAAAUCCAUGUGUGCAAAUGUUAAAAUCAAGUAAAUGCAAGUAGUGCACUUAAAUUUGUUACGGAAUGUCAUAUUUAAGUUUAUUUCCAGUUGAAAAUGUUUUUACUUUUAAUUGUAUUGGAUAGUUAACCAGGAUACCCUAAAUUAAUAUUAUGUAUUUGUAAUAUUAAUACAAGACAGUAAGGGCUGUUGUCACAUACUUGAAAACAAUUGUGAGCCAAAAGUGCAGAAAAUAAACUGAAUUUAUAAAGAAAAUUAUUGUUAUUUUGAGUAUU